Molecule: messenger RNA, 1876 nt
Organism: Sipha flava (yellow sugarcane aphid)
Lineage: Eukaryota; Metazoa; Arthropoda; Insecta; Hemiptera; Aphididae
Gene: nudE
Product: nuclear distribution protein nudE homolog 1
Exons: 7
Coding region: 481-1281 (266 amino acids)
Biological process (GO): vesicle transport along microtubule; cell migration; establishment of mitotic spindle orientation
Cellular component (GO): centrosome; kinesin complex; kinetochore
Molecular function (GO): microtubule binding
Source: RefSeq, a predicted model, not a curated record
UAACCUGCGGGGCUGGCAGUUGCCCAACUAUAACCGCCGUGCUCCGUCGAUGCGUCGUCCGCGAUCGUUUCGUCACGUCGAAUAUUUCACGUCUGGCCGUUGUGAAACAUUCCACUGCAGCUGUGUGAUAACCAGUUCGAUUUCUUUAUUGUGCCCAGUGUUGUUGUUGUUGUUGUUGGUGUAGUACUGUUGUGGUAAUAUUAUAGUCGUCGUUCGGUCCGUCAACAGCAUCGUAACGUCAUCGUGAUAUUGUCCAUGCUGAUUACGGUUCGGAUUGAUUGCGAAACAAGGAAAACUGUCGAAACGAAAAAACGCGAGAAAGAAAAUUCGACUUUUCCGCCGUACGUGUACGUCGACCCGGGUUCACGGCUGCGAGCAUCUUGAAAUAGUGUUGGUGUCGCCCGUCGCCGCCGUUGACCUUUUGUAAACAAGGUUCGCAUCAGAGAAGUGCACAAAACGGUCGUCUGUUUCGCAUUCGAUAUGACCAAUCUGAACGAAAUUGACACCGAAGACUGGAAAGACAAGUAUAGAGCGCUGGAAAAAGAAUAUGACGACUUUCGAGAGCAGUCUCAAUCGUUGGAACGCGAAUUGGAAAUGGACGUGGAAUUACUGGAGAAAAACAAUAAAGAGCUCAAAUCAAAAAACAAUCAGAUACAGUUUGAUCUGGAAACUCUAAGGACAAAAAAUCGUGAAGAACAGCAAAAUCUAAUGAACCAAAUACAUAGUUUACAAGAAGAGGCUAUCCAUUUUCAUGAAAGGGAAUCCAAUUAUGUAAAAUAUAUCAGGGAGUUGGAACAGAAAACUGAAGACUUAGAAAAGUUACAAAGAGAAACAUGUGCAUCAUUAGGAGAUUUUGAAACUAAAAUGAAUGAUGCAAUUGAGCGAAAUGCUCUUCUUGAAGUUGAACUUGAUGAAAAAGAAAGUUUGCAAGCAAUGGUUCAAAGGUUAAAAGAUGAAAUUAGUGAACUAAAACAAGAAAUUCAGAGUAAAGAACGGAAAUUAAAUCCUGAUAUGAAUGAAUCACAAGCUGCUGCUGCGGUCAGGCGGUGCAGUAGUUUCAGAGCUGCUGUUGAUAAUAGAUUAUCAUCUUCAGCAGGAAACACACCAAAAACUCAUACAAAAAGUUUAAGUGGAUCUGUUGUAUUUCAUUCACCACCUGCCAAAUUAGCCAGGGUUGGCGAUAUUGUUGGAGAUCUGAUGAGAAAAGUAAAUGUUCUUGAACUCAAAUUAGUAGAAGCCAAACAAAUGAAUGUGGCCAAAACACAAAAUUGCCCUUUCUAACGAAACGCUUUAUGGCAGAUCACACAAGUGGUUGGCCUUCUGUAGCUGAACUCUGUAUAAUUUUCAAGCUGCUGCUGAGAACCCUAAGUCUUGUUUGUGUUUCGCUCUCUGAAAUGUAUUAUCCUAUUAACUUAGGACAGCUAUUUCAUUGGUUCACGUUGCUAAAAUAAAAAUUAAUAUUAUUUCCCUGCUGCCUGAUAAAUGACACAUUUGAAAUAUUAAUUUUUCACAACACGAAUACUAUGUAAAUUUGGUUUUUAUUAAUGUUUUUUUAUUUUAUUAUAAAUUAUUUAUAUACAUGAUAUAAGUACAUAAUUAUAUUACAAGGAGACUAAUGUCAAACAAGUUAUUAAUUGUAAGUUUAUUUUAUUUACUUAUAGAUUAGUAUAAAAUAAAUGCCCUAACAAUGAGACAUGGACCCUUUUUUUUUUUUGUAGAAAGACAGACAAUAAUGUUUGUACAAAUCCUUACAAUAUUAUGCACAUAUAAAUUAUUUUUAAAUCACAUAUAUUUAUGUAUAAAAUAAUUGUUUACCAAAAUAUAUUUACCCAAUAAAAAAUGUAUAUAAUAAAGGAAACAGACUGUGUAACUGAAA